GAGAUAGAUUCAAAGUCAAGUGCUGAAUUGCGUGCAAAGUUCUUGAAAAAUAUGGAAGUUAAGCGAGAAAAGAUGUAUUCUGGUCAACAGCAACAUCAACCACCACCACCACUUAAGAGGAUAAAAACCCUUAGUGAUAGGGAAAGGGAGCAGAACUUAAGAAAAAAUGGUAUCCAAGCAAAUGAAAAGCAGAAUUUUGUAGAAAAUACAAAAGCUCUUGCAAAAGACAAAGGACAGAAUUUGAAGAAAAUUAAAGUACAGAUGGAAGCAAGUAUGACUCACUCUCAAGGAUCUACCUAUAGAUAAGAAAAAGAACUUUCUUCUAAAUCUACUACUAUGGCUCACAAGAAUUCUAGAGAAGUAGAUUCUAGAAUGAGUCAAGAUUUGAAGAGAAAAGAGACCACAAUUGUAGAUGAUGUUGAAGAGUGUGGUAGCUUGCAAGAAAGGCCAACUAAGAAGGAAAAAAUACGUCAAUUUGCUUCAAUGCCGAUUGAUACAUUUCUUAAACUUAACAAUGAACCUGAUGGUGAAGAGCAAUUAGAUGAGAAUGAAGGAGAUAAUAUAGAGGAGCAGGACAAGGAUUAUAUUAAUCCAACUGAGGCUGAGGACAUAGACAAUACUUUGAAAGGAAAACUAUGUUGAAGGGGAAAUCGAACUUGAUUAAGGUCAAAUUUUUAAGAGCAAAUGUUACAGAGUAAAAGUCAUGAACUUGUGGACAUGAUGAUAAAUCUAUUUGCUACUUAGCUAUUUCAACUCUUUUUUGUUA
Arachis ipaensis is the source of this 766-nucleotide messenger RNA. The record is from RefSeq and is a predicted model, not a curated record. Lineage: Eukaryota; Viridiplantae; Streptophyta; Magnoliopsida; Fabales; Fabaceae.